GUUGGCUGGGGCGGAACGUGCCUGCUCGCAAUCGCCGUCGGGGAGGAGUACGUGGCGGCCGCGAGGGAGGCUGGCACGACCAAGAGGGCCUACGCCAGGAAGCACGGCUACCGCAACCUGUUCUUCUAUCUGGCAGCCUGCGGUAGGCCCCGCCGCCCAGUCCUUGCGUCGGCGCGGACACCAUCUCGCGAUUUUCGGCGUUGUCGUCCUUUUCCUUGCUUUCUUCGUCGUUUCGUCGUUUCGUCGUUUUCUUCGUCGUUGCGUCGUUUCGUCGCUGUUCUCGCGAUCUUCGGCGCCGGUUUUCGUCGUUCUCGUCGUUGGGCGCGCCGGCGUGUUUCUCGGUGG
This is a messenger RNA of Prorocentrum cordatum, 345 nucleotides long. The record is from the annotation of a GenBank genome assembly. Lineage: Eukaryota; Dinophyceae; Prorocentrales; Prorocentraceae.